Molecule: messenger RNA, 1694 nt
Organism: Tarenaya hassleriana
Lineage: Eukaryota; Viridiplantae; Streptophyta; Magnoliopsida; Brassicales; Cleomaceae
Product: serine/threonine-protein kinase-like protein At3g51990
Exons: 1
Coding region: 230-1522 (430 amino acids)
Biological process (GO): protein phosphorylation
Cellular component (GO): plasma membrane
Molecular function (GO): protein kinase activity; ATP binding
Source: RefSeq, a predicted model, not a curated record
UCAUGACCCAAUGACCCAUGAUGAUUAGUGGGCACCAACCUUUCACACACGUAAUAACACAGUCCUCUCCGUUGAAAUCACAAAGAACGAUUCGAUCAUCUUUUCCACCAUGAUUCCAUCGCAAGAAGCCUCUUGAUUCAUAUAUUCUCACACCCAAUUCCUAAAUUUCACAGCUUUUCACGUAAUUGUGUUGAAUUCCCGACAGAAAAAAACCCGGGAGAAUUCUCCGAUGAGGUACCUCUCUUGCAAAGCAGAGACUGCCGUCGCCGUCGCCACCGCAUCCGGUGGCGGGAAAAAUAUAUCUUCCGCGAACUCCGGUGGCAAGCAAGAGAAGCCCGUGAAGAUCCGACAGUUCGAUUACAGCGACCUUGAAGCCGCCACCAAUGGCUUCUCCGCCCAGAAGCUCCUCGGCAAAGGAAGCCAUGGAAGCGUCUACAAAGCCGUCGUGAGAGGACGCAGAGUCGCCGUGAAGAAACCUUCUAAGGGUCAGGAACUGAGCCAAGAAGUCAACAACGAGAUCGAGAUUCUGUCCAAAAUUCACAGCCCCAGGUUGGUUAAUCUCCUAGGGUUUACCGAUGAUUCCCACGAUCGUUUGAUGGUGGUUGAGUUCAUGAGCAAUGGUACUCUCUAUGAUGUUCUUCAUGCGAAUCCUAGUUCUAGUUCUAGGGCUUUGAAUUGGGGAAGAAGAAUCAGAAUGGCUCUGCAAGUAGCCAAGGCUGUUGAGAUCCUGCAUUCUCAGAAGCCACCCAUUAUCCAUAGAGACAUCAAGUCUGCGAAUGUGUUGAUCGAUAGGAAUUACAAUGCGAGGUUAGGCGAUUUCGGGUUGGCUCUUAGGUGUAGCGUUGAUGACUAUAGGCUUAGAUCAACUCCUCCAGCAGGUACUAUUGGCUACCUCGAUCCGAAUUAUGUGACCCCUGAUAAUCUGAGUACAAAAACCGAUGUUUUCAGCUUUGGGAUUCUGUUGUUGGAGAUCAUCAGCGGAAGAAAAGCGAUCGAUAUCGGGCAUUCCCCACCUUCUAUCGUGGAUUGGGCGAUUCCUCUUGUGAAGAAAGGCAAGAUUCUCUCGAUAUAUGAUCCGAGAACCGCGCCCCCUAAGGACCCUUUGGUCAGAAAACAAUUGGCUGCCAUUGCUGCAAAGUGUGUGAGGUCGUGCAGGGAGAGGCGGCCCUCGAUGAAGGAGAUGGUGAAUUGGUUAACCGGGUUGAGCAAAUUGGUUCCGCUUCAUUCUUGGAACAUCAACAACCCAUGUCUGAUGGUCGAGACGAUGGGAAGACCGGUUGAGUACAGAAGAUCACAAGAGGGGUCUCAUCGGGGAGAACAUGAUCCCAAAGGAACAUUUAGUAGAGACGUGAUGAGGGAUUCUCGGAAAGUCUGUUCUGAUCUAGGCAUUAGGAGUAACUUGAUGGAGCUAAUGGCUGAAACUGAAGCCGAGUCUCAAAUCUGGGAAGAAGAUAGCAGUGCUCGUAGAAGAGGAAGGAAUCAAUCCCGUUCAGAACUGUUUACAGAGAAAGCUCUGUCUUAGUGUCUGAUUCUUCCAAAAAAGCUCGGAGUUAUACAAGUAAGGCCACUUUCUAUUUUAUCUGCGGUGUGAAAACGUUUGUACAUUCUGAGAUUUUUCUUGAACUGAAUCAGUCAUUGCUCAUAUUCACAAGGUGAAAAGAAGAGAAACCUGGAAAUCUUUCAGUUCAUCUGUA